This is a messenger RNA of Nicotiana attenuata, 2956 nucleotides long. RefSeq lists its product as uncharacterized. The coding region runs from base 25 to 2580 and encodes 851 amino acids. Gene Ontology annotation, molecular function: methyltransferase activity. The record is from RefSeq and is a predicted model, not a curated record. Lineage: Eukaryota; Viridiplantae; Streptophyta; Magnoliopsida; Solanales; Solanaceae. The transcript has 24 exons.
AACUUUGAAGCCUAAGUUUUAAACAUGAAAGUAGCAGUGGUUGGGGCAGGGAUAAGUGGACUUGUUUCUGCAUAUGAAUUGGCAAAAUCUGGAGUGAAAGUUGUGGUUUAUGAGAAGGAAGAUUAUCUCGGCGGCCAUGCCAAGACUGUUACCGUCGAUGGCGUCCAUCUUGACCUUGGUUUUAUGGCCUUCAAUCGGGUAACUUAUCCAAACAUGAUGGAGUUUUUUGAGUUCUUUGGAGUUGAAAUGGAGAUAUCUGAUAUGUCAUUUUCAGUGAGCGUAGACAAAGGCCGUGGUUGCGAAUGGGGUACCCGAAAUGGAAUCUCUAGUUUGUUUGCACAGAAGAAGAAUGUCUUGAAUCCAUAUUUUUGGCAAAUGAUUACAGAAAUUAUCAAGUUCAAGCAGCAUGUCAUAAGUUACCUUGAAGUACUUGACAACAAUCCUGACAUUGACCGCGAUGAAACAUUAUGGCAAUUUAUUAAGUCAAAUGGCUGUACGGAGUUAUUUCUGAAGGCAUAUCUGAUUCCAAUAUGUUCUUCAAUCUGGUCCUGUCCCUUAGAAGGAGUAAUGGGCUUUUCUGCUUAUUCUAUUCUUUCAUUCUUCCGCGACCACCAUCUUCUUCAGCUCUUUGGUCUCUCUCUGUUGCUCACUGUAAGAUGGGGAUCACAUACAUCUGUAAACAAGGUUAAGGAGGAGCUGGCGAAGAGAGGCUGCCAAAUAAGAAGUGGUUGUGAAGUAAAUUCUGUAUCGACAGAUGAAGAAGGUCUAGCCAUGUUCGCAUUUUUUAACGGGGCAGAAUGUCAUGUUGAAGAGGUGCAUCUUCUUGACAAAUUCGUUUUAACUUAUUUCUCUUGCUGCAAUGCUGCCUGCGAUAUUUUCCUUCAUCGUGACAAAACAUUCCUGCCUCGCGACCCAGCAGCAUGGAGUGCUUUGAACUUUCUUGGAACUACGAAUAAUAGAGGAUGCGUGACAUAUUGGCUCAAUGUAAUCCAGAAUCUUGGUGACUCAAAGCUGCCUUAUCUCGUAACCAUUGAUCCUCCUCACACACCAGAGCAUACAUUGCUUAAAUGGACAACAGGCUACCUAGUCCCCUCAGUUGCUGCAUCAAAAGCUUCACGUGAGCUAGAUCAAAUCCACGGGAAGAGAGGAAUAUGGUUUUGUGGAGCAUAUCAAGGUUAUGGCUUCCAUGAGGAUGGACUAAAGGUGGGUGUGGCUGCUGCAGAUGGCAUGCUUAGAAGGAAUUCUAAUAUUCUGGACAAACCCAAGCACAUGGUACCAACCUGGCCUGAAACAGGAGCACGCCUCGUUGUUACAAGAUUUUUCAGAAGUUUCAUUAAAACAGGAUGCAUAAUCUUGUUUGAAGGAGGAGGAACAGUUUUCACCUUCCAAGGAACAGAGAGGAAAUGCUCUCUGAAAGUUUCUCUUAGAAUUAAUAGUCCACAGUUUUACUGGAAGAUUGCAACUGAAGCUGAAAUAGGCCUUGCUGAUGCUUUUAUUCAUGGGGAUUUCUCUUUUGUUGACAAGAAUGAAGGUCUUCUUAAUCUUAUCAUGAUAUUUGUUGCCAACAGUGAUUUGAAAGCGUCUGUUACAAGUUCUAGCAAGAAAAGAGGCUGGUGGACACCAUUCCUUUUUACAGCAGCACUGCCAUCUGCAAAGUAUUUCAUUCGACAUUUUUUGAAUCAAAACACCCUGACUCAGGCUCGUCGGAAUAUCUCCCGUCACUAUGACCUGAGUAAUGAACUCUUCUCACUCUUUCUGGAUGAGACUAUGACAUACUCAUGUGCAAUAUUCAAGAGUGAGGAUGAAGACCUAAAAGAUGCACAGCUUAGAAAGAUUUCCGUUCUCAUUAAAAAGGCAAAAAUUAGCAAGGAACAUCACAUGUUAGAGAUAGGAUUUGGUUGGGGCAGUUUUGCUGUGGAAGUUGUCAAGCAAACAGGGUGUAAAUAUACUGGUAUAACUCUCUCCGAGCAGCAACUGGAGUAUGCACAGUUGAUAGUUGAGCAAGCAGGCCUUCAGGAUCGGAUUUCACUUCUCCUAUGUGACUAUCGUCAAAUGCCAAAUAAGGACAAAUAUCACAGGAUUGUAUCAAUUGGGAUGAUAGAACAUGUUGGUCAUGACUUUAUGGAUGAAUUCUUUACUUGCUGUGAGUCUGCAUUGGCAGAAGACGGGCUUCUAGUUCUGCAGUUCGUUUCGGUGCCAGAUGAGAGGUAUGGCGAAUACAGGCAAAGCAUAAGCUUCAUAAAAGUGUAUAUAUUCCCAGGCGGAUGCUUGCCUGCACUAAGUCGAGUAACAUCAGCCAUGGCUGCGGCAUCCAGAUUAUGUGUAGUGCACCUGGAAGAGAUCGGAAUUCAUUAUUAUCAGACACUGAGAUGUUGGCGGAAAAACUUCUUGGAAAAUCAGAUCCAAAUUCGUGCAUUGGGAUUCGAUGACAAGUUCAUCAGAACAUGGGAGUACUACUUUGACUGCUGUGCUGCUGGAUUCAAAACAUGCACAAUAGGAGAUUAUCAGAUUGUAUUUUCACGACCAGGCAAUGUUGCAGCAUUUGAUGAUCCUUACAACAGUGCACCUUCAGCUUAUUAGAGUUUUUUUGUUUGGAAUGUUGGAACUUCCUUUUGGAAAAUAAAUUAAUUCCUCAACACAACAAGAAAAACCUAAUCAAGCCAGAUGUGUCAUUGGUGUUCGGCUAAAUGAUAAAAAUAUUGUAACGUGGUGUUGUGAUAUUGUUUGCUUUGGGAAAAGUUGCACGAUCUUUCCCGAAAGGCCUCACGCCAUUGUAGUAUUCAACACCUUAUAAGUAACCUUUUUUUUAAGUUUCAUGUGAGACUUUAUUCACACCACAUCACAAUUGACUUAUACUUUUGUGAUCCUUUCGUAUUGUAUUCAGUAAACUCCUCUUUUAAGUUACCAAUUAAAAGUUAUUCAAGGAAAGGAGAGAUUAUUGAUUGAAGCUAAUAAA